Talaromyces marneffei is the source of this 2958-nucleotide messenger RNA. RefSeq lists its product as uncharacterized. Gene Ontology annotation, molecular function: GTPase activator activity. Lineage: Eukaryota; Fungi; Ascomycota; Eurotiomycetes; Eurotiales; Trichocomaceae. Gene Ontology annotation, cellular component: SIN/MEN two-component GAP complex; mitotic spindle pole body. The transcript is spliced from 2 exons. The record is from RefSeq and is a predicted model, not a curated record. Gene Ontology annotation, biological process: regulation of Ras protein signal transduction; mitotic spindle orientation checkpoint signaling. The coding region runs from base 1 to 2958 and encodes 985 amino acids.
AUGCAGGCAGAUACAUUUCACCUACUGCAGAGCGAAGCCCCGCCCAUUGAAUCUUGGGACGACGAUGGAGACCUCCAAUGUCUCGACGACAUACAAUUCCAUGCCAUUUCUACUACAACAUCCGUGACCGGCUCCUUGUUUCGAUCCGGCCAUCGUGAUUCCAUUUCGUCGCGCCGCUCAAUCCGUUCCGAUGUCGAAUCCAAUGCCGGCGAUGAGGACUGGCAGUUAUUACUCCGAGACAAUGAUGAAGCAGGAACCGAAGAGGCGAUCGCCUCUGCACGCAACGCCGGCAUACCGAUACCGAACAAUGUACCCAAAUCGGCCCUUUUGUCAGGCUCAAUCAAGAAAUUACAGUCGAAACAGAAUAAGAAGAGCAUCAUUGAUGAUUGGUCGGAGGAUCUUGAGUUUCCAGAUGCCGAUGUGGAAUUGUCUCUCAAAUCGAAUGGACAAGAGUCAUUUCCAGAAUCCAUACAUCAGAUCCAUACUCCGUUGAUGGCGAGUCCGGCAAAGACCAGAGAUUCUGCCGAGAGCCCAUUCAGGGUUGUGGAAACUACUACACCUCAAUCAACAACCGAUGCGAAAGAUACGAUUCAAGGUCUCGGAUUUCACGACAUCAAACAAGAAUCACAAGAAUUACCAACAACUACUACAAACAUUCUAUCAAACUUGAACCUGCCGCAUACUCCUUCUAUUGGCAGUCACUCUCCUGCUGUUGGAGUCGCAAGAGAUGUAGACGAUGACUUUGAGAAGGAUUUCGAGUUUCCCACUCAGGAGAUGACUCUUAAGCUUUCUCCACCGCCCAGUCUGCCAACCAUGAUACCUAGCAUCAAUGAUGAUAUCUGGGACAUCGGUUGGGCAGAUGGAGAUGGUAAUGGACGCUUCGGUGGCGUAAAGCGAGAUGGGCGUUCGACACACAGUUCAUCGGUGUCGGCAUUUAGUCCCAGUGCCUCUAGCUGCCUUACUGCAGAAACUGAAGAUGACAUUCUAGAUGGACUGAUCCUGCCCGAUGGACCGUUCAAUUUUGAGGACAAUCUUAAGAAGAGAAAAGUCCUUCGACCAGAUGCUGAGGAACCCAGUCCCAAAUCCCAGCCACCCUCCAACAACCACAAAACUUCCGCAAGCGACAACUUCUUUGAUGAAUUGGAUGUCGAUGAUGGAAGUGUGUUUACAUCACUGAAGGCGAAUGUGAACCGAAAUGUCAAACGCAAAUUGGAUGCUCGUCCAAUAACGCCUAGUCGCUCAGAGAAAACGAUCACAUUCACCAACAAGGCACCGUCCGUUGGGACCAGAAUUCCACGACUCUCUAGCCAUAAUAGGAGCCGCCCCAGUCUGGAGCCCGUCGCUGAAAGUGGUAACCCUCUUACUCAAUUCAGGAGACCGCAAUCCCGCCUCGCGGCGCAUAGCAACCGAAAUUCUAUCGAAAGUAUACAUACAUCUCCUCCAGUUACUCCAUCGUGUGGUCGAAGAUCUCUCGGUGGCCGGAUUUCAAGAGAAGGCAUGAACAGUGACCGUGAUCUCUCCUCGAGUCACGCACAGCUUUUAAAGUCAAAACGCUCGGCCCCCGCGAUACGUGGACCUGAAGAAUCAGCGUCCGCCGCACCUUUCCAGCGACCAUCGUCGAGGCAAGAAAGCGCAUUUAUGAUCCCUAGUUAUGCUAGACCAAAGACCCCUGUCGAUAGAUCGACGGAUUCGAGACUUGGCAGCCAUCGAUCGCAGGCACCUUUUCUACCUGCUGGUGCGUCACAAAGCCAGUCUCAUCAUGCAAGUCUCAAGUACUCCCGGCAUUUCCGUCGAUCCGACUCAGAGACGUCUCAAGAUUCUACUAUUGGACAAAAGUCGACCUCCCGUCUUUCACAUAAUCUACGCUCCGACACCCACGGACUCCAUCAUGUCCAUUCCGCCAGCGAGGGCUCCAAUAUUGUGGUUAAGCAUCCAGUGACCCGACCGACCCGUCGGCGAAACUACGGAGACGGAAACGAACUAGAAUCUUUUGAUGAUCUGCCGACAUCUGCCAUUGCAGAAAGCCAAUUUAUCAAAACUCCGGUAGGCCAUGGCCCCCCCAGAUCUGUACGAAGCCGACUGGCACAAUCUCCAACCGCCUUACGUACCGAAACGCCAGUUCCUACCAUGACAUCCAGCGCCCCUUCUCGGCCCAGCUCUUUCAAACCUCGAUUUGCAAGAGAUACCAAUGCCUCAAGAAUUGCACGAGAGCAGAGGAUCGCCUCACUAUCUCUACCUUCACGAAACCGAGAUAGCACGCCUCUCGCUCCUUUGAGCACCAAUUGGAAGGGACAGCAAACUCCCCGACAACCCGAUUCCAUGCUAAAUGCAAGAAGCAAGAAGGGCAAGGCAUCCCGGCCUGGAGGAUCUAAACCACAACUGAUCAAACCAAUGGGGGUUAGUGAAGCAAAGAAUGUCCAAGGUAUGCAAUAUAACCCCAGCACCUACCGAUGGGAAGGCAACGAAAAUGAAGUUGCGGAGUUUGACUCCAUCAACAUCCCCAAAUCUCCCAAGGUAGCGCCAGCACUUAUCACAAGCGUCGGAACUAUCAAGGGUGCCCAAGUUGUUGGUGGCAUGGUCUUCGAUCCUCAACGGAUGUGCUGGCUCAAACUUGCGUCCACGCAACCCGGCGCAGAUAAGGUGGCGGUCAUCCAUGACGAGCUUGAAGACGUCUUUGCAGGGUUAGAGGACCUUCAGGAAAGGCCGGGACCCAAACACCGAAGAAACAUCUCGGAAGCAUCUGUCCCAACAGAGGUCUUUGACGAUCAGAGCGGUGAUUCAUCAGAGGAAUGGCCAAUCACCGAAGAGUUUGACGUAGGUCCUGAGUUUGUCAAACGUCAGAGAGCCGAAGAAGACAGAUGGAAACGGAAAGUGAACAAAUGGGUGUCGUCUGAACGGCACAAGCUUGGGGAUGGCUGGCGGUGGGCCAUUAGGGAUUUGGUUCCUGGUGCGAACUGA